AUGCCAAUUUCUCAGCUAAAAGAAAAACUUGUCAUCCCUGAUAAAGAAAACUUCUCAAUAAAAUCUUGGUUAAGUAGUGCGGGAAAGUUGCUUGACCAGAAGAAUUCUAAUACUCGAUUCAUAAUAAUAAAAAGCAUCAUUUUAGAAAUUAUACCAAAACAUAAGGAAUAUGUGAACAUGCAUGGAAAAGAAAAAAAGGACUUCUCCGAACUACGUAAUGGUGUUUUAGCAAAGGCUGAAGAAGCAGGAAAAAAAUUAGAAGAAAGUGAAAAGGAAAAAAAUGAAACAAAUAAAAGUCAGGGGAACGAGACUACAGAUAGUUAUAUGCAGAUGCCAGAACCUCAUCCUACACCAGAAUUAACUUCAAAUCGAUUAUUUAAUAGUGCUAACUCCUUGCAACAAUCAUCACCUCUUUGUAUAAUGAAUGAUAAUAUUGGCAGUAUAACAUCGAUUUCGACAGGUUCUAAUAAUUUAAAUAUUACACACAUGCAAAAUGAGAUUACCAAAACUAAUAAUGUUGCCCCAAAGCAAACUAUUUAUCCUCAAACACCACCUGGCUCCGCAUCGUCUUUUGAAACUAAGUCCUUGACACAUAAAAAAAAAUCACCAUUAGAUGAUUUACCUACUUCCGGGAAAAUAGAGGCUAGUUUUUUGCGUUAUUUGCUUAGCAUUACCGAAGGUCCGCCGCGUAUAUUAGUGUUAGACGUUAGGAAUAGGGAUGAAUUUGAUUAUGGACAUAUUAAAACAAAGAAUAUAGUUUGUUUGGAACCAAUCAUUUUAAAGGAUGAAAUAUCAUCUAUAAACCUUGAAUCCAAACUAAUAGUCAGUCCUGAAUUUGAAAAAAAUCUUUUUGCUGAUCGUCAUAAUUUUGAUUUGAUUGUAUAUCAUGAUCAAGAUUCCAGUUUUAUUCCCAGCUUUACUUUAAAUAAUAAACAUGCUAUGAAGAAUUUAAUUCAAGCAAUUUGCAAAAGUGAAUUCAAAAAGCAUUUGAAAAGGGAUCCCGUAUUGUUGAACGGAGGUUUUAAUGCAUGGCAUAGAUUGGUAGGUGAACCUGGUAUUGAGCGUAAUAUUAAUAAUAAUACUCGAGCAAAUCAACGUGAUAAAGAUGCUGACCAAAAUCCUAUCAGUGCGUCUAAUUUUAAACAUGUUAAACGCAAUUUUUUGGAUUUCUUUCAACAACCUUAUAGUUCGGCCCAAUCUAUGACGGAAUCAAAUUAUUCAUCAAGCUCUACAGGCGGCAUACUGUAUAAUAAUAGUUCGAUAUAUAGUAAUUCACCAAACAUAGUUUCAAACUCACUGAUAACUGCUACAAACAAACCAAUACCACAAACUCCAACUUCUGUUUCCGCUUCUACUACGACACAAUCAGGUAGUUCCUUAAAACGUCGUAAAACCGUAUUUGAUCAUCCGUACCAUGGCUUCAGUGAGAUAAAAAAUCCAGAAUAUGCGCCUCCGUUACCACCGAAAAAACAUGAAGUUAUUACAUCAACACCAGCAUCUACAAACAGUUCAGAACAAAUGGCAAUGCAUAAUAAAUCAUCCUUAAUUUCUGAUCAAGGUCGUUAUACCCAAUCAGAAAGUAGUUUUUCUACGCUAGGGUCCUGCAUUGGUAUAACGGGAUUAAAAAAUUUAGGCAAUACAUGUUUCAUGAAUUCUGUUCUUCAGUGUUUAAGUGGGACCUUACCAUUCGCCAGAUACUUUUUAGAUGGUAGUUUCAGACGACACAUUAAUAAAACAAAUCCUUUAGGUACUAAAGGAGUUUUAGCUGAAGCAUUUGCAAAAUUGAUACGAGUGAUGUGGAGCGAACAAUAUAAUUUUGUUUCACCUGUGACUUUUAAAGAAGCUAUUGGACGUUUUGCACCGCAGUUCUCAGGAUGUGAUCAGCAAGACUCUCAAGAGUUCCUUGCUUAUUUAUUGGACGGCUUACAUGAAGAUUUGAAUAUAAUCAAAGAGAAACCAAUAGUGAAAGAGUUAACAAUUCAGGAAGAAGAGGAAAUGGAAAUGCUACAACCACAGAUUGCGUCUGAGAUAGAAUGGGAAAAGUAUUUGAUGCGUAAUUCUUCUGUUGUUGUCAGCUUAUUCCAAGGCCAAUUUCGUAAUAAAUUGACAUGUUUGACAUGUUAUAAAACAUCUUCUACAUAUAAUAUUUUCAUGUAUCUUUCAUUACCUAUUCCUAAGAAUAUCAAAGAUGGAGAACCGGUUGAUUUGAAAAUGUGUCUUAACGAUUUUACAAAAGAAGAAAUUUUAGAGGGAGACGAUGCCUGGAAUUGCCCUAAGUGUAAAUGCUUUAGAAGAGCAAAAAAGCAGCUUACCAUUUCACGAUUACCUGAUAUAUUAUUAAUUCAUCUUAAAAGAUUCUCAUUUGAUGGGCCUUUUAGAAAUAAACUUGAAACAAAAGUGCAUUUUCCUCUAAGAAAUUUAGAUUUAACUUCUUAUGUGCCCACACCAAUACCACAACCUACUCCGAUUGGUUCUAUACCAAAAAUGGAUAUUCCUGGCACUGGUGGAUCGCGUUACAACUUACAACAAACGGGACCUUUUAUAUAUGAUCUAUAUGCAGCUUCAAACCAUUACGGUGGAUUGAAUGGUGGGCAUUACACUGCGUGCGUGCGAAAUAGGAACGAGUGGCACACCUUUGAUGAUAGUCGUGUAUCGAUAUGUGAUGAACAAAAUGUUAUGUAG
This is a messenger RNA of Dentiscutata erythropus, 2682 nucleotides long. The record is from the annotation of a GenBank genome assembly. Lineage: Eukaryota; Fungi; Glomeromycota; Glomeromycetes; Diversisporales; Gigasporaceae.